AGCACCCUCAAUACAGAAUCGGGUUUUUGCCGUAUGAUAUAGGCCUCCUUAAAUUGUCACCCAUGGUCGUGUAUAAUUGUAAGUAAGCUGUUUGACGUAUUUCGCCAAACUUUUUAAUGCUUUUCUCCGCAGUAAACGUUAUACCAAUCUGCAUUUACACGAAUAAGGCAAUUAAGAAAAGCGUGGAAAUGUUGAGAAGGUUCGAUGCCCUUGGCUGGGGCCUAAAAAAACAUGUUAAGGAUAGUGAAAUUCUUCAAACUAUCACUCUUAACCAGUUGGAUAAGGAUGAAUGCAGAGAAUUGGCUUUUCAAGAUCUCUUAUCGUCUCAGAUCUGUGCUGGAUCCCCAAAUGAUGACACCUGGGUGGGAGAUUCUGGCGGUCCGUUGAUCAACAAGCUUCAAAUAAACAACCAAAUUCGUACAACCCAGCUCGGUAUCGUUAGCUUUGGGAGAUGCGAUUUAUCAGUCUAUACGGAUGUGACUAGCUUUGUAGAUUGGAUUCAGGAAACAAUAAAUAGCUCUGAAGAUCAACAAAGUGGACAAGAAUAAGAAAGCUAAUAAUAUACCUGCGCAUCCCAACCUAUGUAAACAUCAACUCGGGGUUAAG
This is a messenger RNA of Drosophila rhopaloa, 606 nucleotides long. RefSeq names its product mast cell protease 3-like. The coding region runs from base 117 to 548 and encodes 143 amino acids. The transcript has a single exon. The record is from RefSeq and is a predicted model, not a curated record. Gene Ontology annotation, molecular function: serine-type endopeptidase activity. Lineage: Eukaryota; Metazoa; Arthropoda; Insecta; Diptera; Drosophilidae. Gene Ontology annotation, biological process: proteolysis.